Molecule: messenger RNA, 1521 nt
Organism: Vigna unguiculata (cowpea)
Lineage: Eukaryota; Viridiplantae; Streptophyta; Magnoliopsida; Fabales; Fabaceae
Product: small ribosomal subunit protein mL104 (rPPR9)-like
Biological process (GO): RNA processing; mitochondrion organization
Cellular component (GO): mitochondrion
Molecular function (GO): mRNA binding; protein binding
Source: RefSeq, a predicted model, not a curated record
AUGCUUUGCAGGCCUCGAAAUGCCGCUGUUUUCGCUGUUCAUGUUUUCAAAGCUUCUUCAAGAUUUCUCCAUUCCUCUUCUCCCCAAACUCACCCCAAUUUCCCAAUCCCACGCAGCAAUUCACCCCCUUCUCAUGUCAUUAACCCUUCCUCUCUUCUCUCUGAUCUUGUCUCUUGCUCCCACAGCGACAUGGCUGGCGUUUUGGCUCGUCACAAACGAGAAUUAACCUCCAACCUCGUUCUUGGCAUUUUGAGGGGCUACAAGCAACUGGGUAGGGCCAAAACCUUGAAAUUUUUCUCCUUGGCCGGGUCCCACAUGGGGUUUGACUUUGAUGAUUCCGUGGUUGAGUACAUGGCCGAUUUCUUGGGGAGAAGAAAGCUCUUUGACGACAUCAAAUGCUUGCUGACCACAGUGGCGUUUCACAAGGGUGGAGUGUCGCAUAAGGCAUUGGCCAUUUGCAUCAAGUUUUUGGGGAGACAAGGAAGAAUCAAGGAAGCACUGUCAUUGUUUGAGGAUAUGGAGACUGUGUUCAAGUGUAAGCCUGAUAACCUUGUGUGCAACAACAUGCUUUAUGUUCUCUGCAAGAGGGAAUCAUCUCUGGAGAUGAUUCAGCUUGCACAUUCAAUCUUUCACAAGAUUGAAACCCCUGAUACUUACUCCUGCAGUAACAUGAUUGUUGGGUUUUGUAAGUUUGGUAGAGUAGAGUCAGCCCUUGAGAUUUUCAAUCAAAUGGAGAAGAUUGGAGUGCUCCCUACUCGAUCUGCUGUUAAUAUGCUUAUUGGGGAGCUGUGUUUGACGAGUGCAAAAGAAGGAUCUGUUGAGAAGGUGAGAGUGAGGAACACUCGGAGACCAUAUACUAUAUUAGUUCCUAACAUGGGAGGAAACAGUGAUGCAAUGCAGCCUGCAGUUCAAGUGUUUUGGGCAGUUUCUAAGGCUGCAUUGUGUGAAUGUCACAAAGUGAAGGAAGCUAGUGAUUUGUUUGGGAGGAUGUUGAGCCUUGGCUUAAAGCUAAAGUUGGUUGUUUAUAACUCUGUUAUACUUAUGCUGUGUAAAUUGGGAAAGCUAAAGGAUGCUACCAGGGUUUUUGAAAUCAUGAACAAGAACAGGUGUCUUCUUGAUGAUUUAACCUACGCUGCUCUGAUCCAUGGUCAUGGUGAGGGUAAGAACUGGAAAGUUGUUUAUGAUUUACUGAUUGAAAUGUUGGGUUUGGGAUUGCUUCCAAAUUUUGACACUUACAACUUAGUGGAGAGUCUUUUGAGAGAACAUGGUAGGUUGGAUCUGUGUGUUAAAUUGGAUAGAAAAUUGGAGAACCAGAAGUUGCAGAAGUUGUGCAGAGGAGGUGAACUAGAUGCUGCUUAUGAGAAAGUGAAAUCAAUGCUGGAAAAGGGUAUUCCUUUGUCAGCUUAUGCCAGAGACAUUUUUGAACAGGUGUUUCAGAAGUGUGGCAAGCUAAAAAUAGCACGUCAGUUACUGGAGAAUACUGAAAGAGUUCAGAAGGCUGAGGAGAUUGACAAAACAUAA